Molecule: messenger RNA, 602 nt
Organism: Castor canadensis (American beaver)
Lineage: Eukaryota; Metazoa; Chordata; Mammalia; Rodentia; Castoridae
Source: RefSeq, a predicted model, not a curated record
GUGACACAACAUCUACUAUUCAUGAUGUUAAACAAAAACUUACAAAAGCAUGUCCAAAAUGGUACCCAUCCCAAGUUGGCCUGCAGAUAGAAUGUGGUGGACCUUUUUUGAAAGACUACAUCACUAUUCAAAGUGUUGCAGCUUCUUCCAUUGUCACACUCUACUUUACAGACUUAGGUCGACAAGUCAGUUGGACUACAGUAUUUUUGGCUGAAUACACAGGACCUUUGCUAAUAUACCUCCUUUUCUAUCUACGAAUCUCAUGUAUAUAUGAUGUGAAAGAGAGUUCUAGAAGAUUACGCCACCCUGUGGUACAUUUGGCCUGCUUCUGCCAUUCUAUACACUACAUUCGAAUACUUUUGGAAACUUUAUUUGUUCACAAGGUUUCUGCAGGACAUACACCUUUGAAAAAUUUAAUAAUGGGUUGUGCCUUUUAUUGGGGAUUCACUUCUUGGAUUGCCUACUACAUUAAUCAUCCAUGGUAUACACCACCAUCAUAUGGAAACAGGCAAGUCACAGUAUCUGCUAUCAAUUUUCUGAUUUGUGAAGCUGGAAAUCAUUUCAUCAAUGUAAUCUUGGCUCAUCCUAAUCACACAGGUUAG